CCUAGGGCCAGGACUGGGGCGGUGCAGAGCGGUCGCCGCUGCGGAGCGAGCUGGCCCCCGGUGCUGUUGGCCGCGGCUCCCGGAGCAGCCCGCGCGGCCCCGCCCGCCCCGAGCCAUGCUGCUGCUGCUGGCGGCCGCCUGCGUCGUGGCCUUCGUGCUGCUGCUCUACAUGGUGUCGCCGCUCAUCAGCCCCAAGCCGCUGAAGCUGCCCGGCGCCCACGUCGUGGUAACUGGAGGUUCCAGUGGAAUUGGAAAAUGUGUUGCUAUUGAAUGCUAUAAGCAGGGUGCGUUUAUAACUCUGAUUGCAAGAAAUGAGAGCAAGCUGUUGCAGACAAAGAAAGAAAUUGAAAAAUACUCCGUUAACGAUAAACAGGUUGUGCUUUGUAUAUCUGUUGAUGUGUCUAAAGACUAUGGACAUGUGGAGAACGUCCUUAAACAAGCUCAAGAGAAGUUGGGUCCAGUUGACAUGCUUAUAAACUGUGCUGGAACAUCAGUUACAGGAAAAUUUGAGGAUCUUGAAGUGAGCUGUUUUGAAAGGUUAAUGGCAGUCAACUACUUGGGUAGUGUUUACGCAAGCCAUGCCGUAAUUGCUACCAUGAAGGAACGAAGAAUGGGAAGGAUUGUGUUUGUAUCAUCUCAGGCUGGACAGGUGGGACUAUUUGGUUACACAGCUUAUUCUCCAACCAAGUUUGCUCUUCGAGGAUUGGCUGAAGCUCUGCAAAUGGAGGUAAAGCCUUAUAACAUCUAUGUAACAGUUGCCUAUCCUCCAGAUACUGACACACCUGGCUUUGCAGAAGAAAUCAAAACAAAGCCUUUAGAGACUAAACUAAUUUCAGAAGCCUCAUCUGUUUGCCAAGCAGAACAGGUUGCCAGAGUUAUUGUUAAAGAUGCCAUACAAGGAAACUUUAACAGUUUUAUGGGCUCAGAUGGUUACAUGUUAUCAAUACUGACCAGUGGAAUGUCACCUGUCACUACUAUUACUGAAGGUCUUCAGCAGGUUGUUUGCAUGGGCAUUUUUCGCAUCAUUGGUUUGUUUUACCUAGGAAGUUUUGACAGCAUAGUUCGUCGAUGCAUGAUACAAAGGGAAAAAUCUGAAAGUACAGAUAAAACUAAAUAAUCUUUACUCACUGAAUCAGAAGAAUGUUACUUUUGGACAGCUUGCUGCUAAAUGGGACUUAGUUUCUCACCUGAAGACUUUCAUUUAAAUGCUUGGAUAUGUGACAGAUGAGUUCCUUUGAAAUGGAAAUAGAGAACAAAAGUACAACCCCAGGAAAUACCAAAACUAUGCAAAAAUAUGAAUGAAGACUAGUUUUUUUCAUUGGUGUGAGUUGGAGAAACAUUUGUGAAUCUAGAGACUGUAAGUGUGAAGAGUAAAAUUUCAAAGUGGGUUAUUUGCUGGUAAUUCUGGACAAAUACUUAAGUUUUCUUUCUUUGAUGGUGUGUUCAGAGAUAAGGGUAAGUACCAUCACACAUUGAACCUAAGAAGUUUGAACUCUCCUUGAAGAGAGUUUAGGCUCCUAAUAGAUUUCCACAACCAUAUUUUAACUUUGAAUGUUCUGAUUACUUUCCCCAUUGUCUGUUUACCGAUUUACUGACUUAUCCGUGGCUUUCAUCAUGCACUACUAUGGCUGUGGGAUUGUUAGGUGGGAGAACCAUACCUAUAUGAUCCAAAGCUUCUCAGUGUGGGAGUAGUUGAGAUAUGCUUUAGUAGCUACAUACUCUUCUAAAGGGAGAUGAAGAACCCAUUCUCCACUGAGAAAUGCUGGGAGAUAUUUUUUUUUGGCCUUCUGAAAUACCUUCUAAACAAAUCAAACCAUUAGAACAACAAGUAGUUUAAAAUUGCUGAAAGCCACAAUCUAAUUUUAAAUUGAUGUAUAAUCUUCUUCUAAUUUAUUCCCUUUUCUCUCCUCAGCUCAACUGACAGUAAAGGUAGCUUAAUGUUGCCAUUAUGCACAUUUUUAAAAACUGCAAAUGAUGAGCCAAACAAGUAGUUAAUAGAAUGGGUUGUAAUUAAAAUGUUAAUUUAAAAUGCUAGGCUCUUCCAGUAGCAGGAAUGUAGCUUUCAGGAGGGUCAAAAUGGCAUUCCAGGUUAAUUUAUCCCUGGAUGUGAGUAUACUUGUUAGGAUGACAAGGUCUGGUUUAAAAAUACACUCCACUCUUUUGCUUUUUAUUAGAUGCACAUAUGAAUCAAGACUGCUUCACAUCUGUGCCAGACUACACUGAACCCAAUAUUUUCUAACCGUUUUAAGUUUCUAACACUGAAAAUGCUUAGUUCAUAACAAUGAUAGCAUAAAGAGAUUGUGAUCUAUUGUUCAGUUGGACUACUACAGUAAGUGCCUAUAAGUCUUCUUUUGCAAAAGCUGAAUCUUUAAUAUUUGUUAGCACUCCUACAUUUUUAGAUGUCAGGUUUUCCUAGUCUCAAUCCAUAUUUUAAAGUUUAAACCUUAACUGGUAAAAUUUGUCAUGCUCACUUCCUCUACAGGAAUAAAUUUUAAUCAAAUAUUGGGUGAAAUUGAUACUGUUUCUUAGUCUUCUAUAUGCCUCAUCUAAGGAAUGGUUUAAUGGGACACUAUAUGCUAAAAUAUUUUUUCUUAUCUUGCAUUAACUGGAAUAACUUCAAAAACUUAACUCCUCAUUGAUACUAUUACCCCUCCCCCCCGUGCAAUUAGUUUAACUUACUGGGUUUUUUUGCACUAGCACAGUGCUGCAAUGUUUGCUAUGUAAACCCUAUAGGGGAGUAUUCAAACUGACCAUCUAAACAGUUUCUCAUUAAGAGACUGAGUGUUUAUACUAGGCUUUAUAAUGCUCUUCACAAAGCCUAUGUUUGGGGGCCAACCUACCAGAGUGCCUCUUUAAAUAUGUAAAAUUUGCAUGCCUCUAAUUAUCAGAAGAAUGCAUAGAUUUGAGCAUAGUAGGCAUCCUUACAAUUCUAAACAGCUGAGUUUCACAGCAGAAGAAACUAUUUUGCAUAUACAUUAGUUGCUCUGUGCUGUUUUUUAUGGAUUGUGUAUUAUGGAGCAUUUGUAAUAACAUCCAGAGUCAUUGUUUGCUUUGUUUACUGAAAGUCAUCACAGCCCAUUCUCUCAGGACCUGAUAUAUCUUACUAGUGUGUAUAUUAUACCAAACCUUGAUAUAAAUCAAGAAUAAGAUUAAAUAAAAGUGUUCAAACCAGA
Messenger RNA from Trachemys scripta elegans, 3173 nucleotides. RefSeq names its product 3-ketodihydrosphingosine reductase (gene KDSR). Gene Ontology annotation, cellular component: endoplasmic reticulum membrane. Bases 116 to 1117 code for a protein of 333 amino acids. Gene Ontology annotation, biological process: sphingolipid biosynthetic process. The record is from RefSeq and is a predicted model, not a curated record. Gene Ontology annotation, molecular function: 3-dehydrosphinganine reductase activity. NCBI's taxonomy places the organism in Eukaryota, Metazoa, Chordata, Testudines, Emydidae. The transcript is spliced from 10 exons.